This is a messenger RNA of Juglans regia (Persian walnut), 1483 nucleotides long. RefSeq names its product UPF0481 protein At3g47200-like. The transcript has 2 exons. NCBI's taxonomy places the organism in Eukaryota, Viridiplantae, Streptophyta, Magnoliopsida, Fagales, Juglandaceae. The record is from RefSeq and is a predicted model, not a curated record. Bases 13 to 1353 code for a protein of 446 amino acids.
UCGAGAAUCUAGAUGGGGUCUCGAAAAAAGCGAGGAAAGGAGAGAAUUUGCUUCAUGAGUGAGAGUGAGAGUGAGAGUGAGAGUGAGGAGUCUCUAGAUGACUUAGAAAUUGGGGUCUGCGAAACUUCUUCUCAGAGUACUUGUUGCAUCUACCGUGUCCCUGAGACGCUCAUUGAGAUCAACGACAAGAAAUUGUUCUCGCCUCGCGUCGUCUCCAUCGGGCCUUACCACCGCCAUGAGUCUCGCCUCGAGGUGAUUCAAAAGCACAAGCGACACUUCCUCCGCCUUUUGCUUUCCAGGGCUAAUAAACGAAAGGUGGAUUUGAUGGAAAUCGUCCGCCCACUUGAAGCAGAAGCCAAAGAUUAUUACUCAGAAAAGAUUAGAUUCAAUCGCAGCGAGGAGAAAAACCCGUUCCUCGAAAUGAUGAUUCUUGAUGGUUGUUUCAUAUUAGAAUUGUUUCGAAUGCUUGACAAACCGAGACUGCCGGAGUCUAAUGAUCCUCUGACCCCCGUCGCAUGGGCAGUACCACAUUUCUAUGGGGAUCUUCUUCUUCUCGAGAAUCAAAUCCCCUUUUUUGUUCUGGAAAAGUUAUUUGAAACUUCCAGAAAACCUCAUGAGAAAGAUUCUUUGUCCAUGCUCGCUUUGAGAUUCUUCAAUAAGGUAAUGCAAAGACCCAAGGAGAAAUUCAGUAAGACAAGCAAAAAGCUUAGUGAUGACAUUUUGCAUCUGCUGGACUUGGUUCGGAAAAGUUUUAUUACUCCCGAUCUAGAUGAGCCACCAAAGAAUGAGGGAAAAUCAGGAACCCCUGUGAUUUACUGCAUCUCGAUGCUCCUCAAAGCUGGGAUUAAGAUCAAGUUGCGUGAGGCGGAUAGCUUCUUGGCUGUAGAAUUCAAGAAGGGUGUGAUUGAGAUGCCCAAAAUAACCCUUGAUUAUUUCAUGCAGUCUUUCUUGGUGAACUGCCGGGCAUUCGAGCAUUUGUGCAACAGAAGGUCCAAGCACAUCACAGUUUACGCUUAUUUCUUGGACUGCCUUGUAAACACAGCCAAGGAUGUCGAGUACCUUUACGAACGCAAAAUCAUUGACAGUUAUCUCGGGAAGAAUGGAGAGGCCGUGCUGUUCAUCAACAAAUUGGGCAAGGAGAAGGAGGUUGAAACCGAUCAGUUUUAUUUGUCCAACAUUUUCAAUAACGUGAACGGUCAUUAUAAGAACACGUGCAACGUGCAACUGACGGGGUUCAAGCAUAGACCUACUACACCAUCUACGCUUAUGUGCAUCCUAAAUAAUGAGCCUUCUCCUACUCGAUCCCUCUGUUACGUGCAUGUCUUCCAUGAUCACCAGCUACGAAGGUGUUGAGUUGGUAAGCUAGCUGCUCAAGUUGUACAUGUGCUAGAUUAAUUUAAGGAUUGUGUUGUCUCUUUCACGGCCUGGCCACUCGUAACCAGAGUAUAAUCAGUGGUUAAGUUUUUGUUUUCGAUUGAUUGAU